Molecule: messenger RNA, 1735 nt
Organism: Poecilia reticulata (guppy)
Lineage: Eukaryota; Metazoa; Chordata; Actinopteri; Cyprinodontiformes; Poeciliidae
Source: RefSeq, a predicted model, not a curated record
AUGGAGUUGGUCUGCACCUGGACACUCGUUGUGAGCUCUUUGAUGUUGGUGGAAAUCUCGUGGACUCGACCCACUGAGGAAGAUCAGCAUCUGACUCCUGAUGAUUUUCAGCUUGCUAAGAGUUACCUAAGGAGGUUCUAUAGCCUCAGACUCAGAAGCACAAACCACAGAAGUUCAACACGUAAGAUCAGGUCUGCAUCAGCCAUGGAGCAGAAGGUCAGGCAAAUGCAGAACUUCUUUGGCCUGAGAGAAACAGGAAUCCUGGACUCCAACACCAUGGAUGUCAUGAAGAAGCCGAGGUGUGGUGUUCCUGAUGUGGACAACUAUAGUUUUUAUCCUUAUCAUCCCAAAUGGAAGAACCGUACCAUCUCCUACAAGAUAGCAAAGUAUACCCCAGACCUGAGUAGAGAGGAUGUGGAAAGAUCCUUUCGUUUAGCCCUGAAGAUGUGGAGUGACGCAGCUCCUCUGAAUUUCGUUAAGGUCAUCCAUGGCAAAGCUGAUAUUGUCCUCUCUUUUGCACACAGAGCUCAUGGAGACUUCUCUCCCUUCGAUGGACCUGGAGGAGUGCUGGCCCAUGCCUUUCAGCCUGGUGAGGGGAUGGGUGGAGAUGUACACUUUGAUGAAGACGAAACAUGGACGACAGGGGGGCAAGGUUUCAGCCUGUUUGCUGUUGCAGCUCAUGAACUUGGUCACUCGCUUGGUUUGACUCACUCCAGAGACCCCUCUGCUGUCAUGUUCCCCAGUUACAGACAUCAGAGCAGCAAACAGUACACUCUUUCCACUGACGAUGUACUGGGGAUCCAAAGGCUUUAUGGCAAACCCAAAAUAGAAGCUGAAAAUCGACCUAAAGUUCCAAAGAAAUGUGAUCCCAUGUUUGCAUUUGAAGCGGCUGCGGUGAUCCAAAAUGAGAUUGUUUUCUUUCAGAACAGAUUCAUAUGGAUGAGAACAACAAAGUUGACUUACUGGAAUCGGCUGAGGGAAGGCCACAUCCGCACAUAUUUACCCGACAUAGGUUCUCCCGUUGAUGCCGCUUAUGACAUCCCAGCCAAAGGCGUGGCAUACCUAUUCACUGGUCAUAAGUACUGGGUGGUGCAACAGUUAAAGACACGAGGCACAGCUGGCAACAUCUCAGAGUUUGGUUUUCCGUCCAGCAUAAGGCGGGUUGAUGCUGCCGUUCAUGUUCCAGAAUAUGGAAAAACCAUGUUCUUCAUCGGACAGUUUUAUUACAGGUAUGAUGAGCAAAAGAGUCAGAUGGAUCCCGGCUUCCCCAGAUUCAUCCAGACAGACUGGCGUGGAAUCCCGAGAAAGGUUGACGCUGCGUUCAAGUUGCAUGGCAGCAUCUUCCUCCUCAGCGGGUCUAAAUCCUACCAAUAUGACUUCAGACAGAUGCGGGUGGUGAACAUAAUUGCAGGAAAUUCUUGGCUGGGAUGCUGACUUACUGGAAACCCACACUUUAUGUAGCUAAAAAAUAAACCUAACUACACAUGUAGUUGUUAAACACAGAUUAUACUGUUGCAUGACUGAACAGCAGUCUAUGAUGACCACUGUAUAAAGGCUGUACUGUGUUAAGGAUUUAUUGUGCAAUAUGAAAGACAUGUUUAGCAUGUGUUGUUCUUUUUGUGGGAUGUUUUGAGAGUUAUAUAUUCUUCCAAUUUAGCUCAUUGUGAGGGUUCCCAUGCAAAUGCACUUAGACGUAAUAAUCAAAUGCCAGAAUAAUUUUUCUCUGACAUUUAGA